Messenger RNA from Pseudo-nitzschia multistriata, 2469 nucleotides. NCBI's taxonomy places the organism in Eukaryota, Bacillariophyta, Bacillariophyceae, Bacillariales, Bacillariaceae. The record is from the annotation of a GenBank genome assembly.
CACGUUUUGGUCGAGCGUUAAUGCUCUGUUUGUAUUUAAAAAAAAAUUAAAAAUACUUCUUCUCACAUAAUAUUUCUCGUAUUUCGCGUUCGACGAAACGAGAAUCGUUUGAGACGAACACCACAUGCUAUCAGAAGAAGCCGCCACCGGGAGAAAUCAUAGCACCGAAGGAAUAACCACUCAACCACCCGAAACCAUGCCCCGGGAUCUCCAAGAGCCUAGGCGCCAGGAACCACAGCCACAGCACGGGUAUCAACAGGACUGCCCAAAAAAGGAUCUUCACAACAACCAGCAGCACCAACGAAACCACAUAGAAGACCAACCGCCAUCGCGCAAGCGCCCUCAUCACCACAUGGAUCCCCAAUUGGGGUUGGGGUUCGAGGAGAAACAUCGGCACCAGCACCAGCAUCAGCACCAGCACCAGCAUCAGCACCAGCACCAGCACCAGCACCAGCACAAACAACAACAUCAUCGCCACCACUAUCAUCAUCAACAACAGCACCAGCAGCAUCAGGGUCAGCAGCAGGAAUCCCAACCCCAACCACUUUACAACCAGCCCAAUCAUCAGCAUCAGCAUCAGCAUCGGCAUCAGCAUCGGCAUCAACAGCAGGAAUCCCAACCCCAAUCACUUUACAACCAGCUCAAUCAUCAGCAUCCGCAUCCGCGCCCUCACCCGUACCUGCAUAUACAAUCACCAGCCCAGGAACAGAAUCAACCUUUUUUGCACUUCCAACAACAACAACAACAACAAUUCUAUGAACAGCAGAAAUUCCAGAAAUGCCAGCAAUACCAGCAUAAACAUCAUCAUCAUCAACAACAACAACAACAGCGUUUCCAGCUCCAUAUCCCCUCUGGCACAGCAAACACCGCAAAACCCCAACCCCAACCCCAGCAACAAUUUGUGCACUCCCAACAACAACAACAAGAAUUCUAUGAACAGCAGAAAUCCCAGCAAUCCCAGCAUAAAGAUCAACAUCAUCAUCAACAACAACAACAACAACAACAACAACAGCGCUUCCAGCUCCAUAUCCCCUCUGGCAAAGCAAACACCGCAAGCGCUGUAUCUCUGGCACACCGAGCAGCGGCCAUUGCCCUAGCACAGCGAGCCGCUCCGUCGAUGCAUCGCGGUGCGAUCGCCGGUGUGUCCGGUGCAAAUCCCGCUGCAAACCCCGGGACCGCCGCGGACCACGCAAAGGCACCGCCCCCAAAGGCGGCACCAGCGGCGACACAAGCGGUGCCAAAGCAGACGGAACCAUCCACAUCCGCAUCCACCCCCUCGGGCAGUGCGCUGGUGUGGUCCGGCCCGCCACCGGAAGACCUCGGGCCGCUGCCCAGCAACAUGUUUGCGCCGUGGAACAAGGACGACUGGACCAAGACGACGCGCAAGAGGCUGGGGGGGAAAAGUGCGGGGACCUUUGAUUCCUACUGGCAGUACAAGGACGGCGGGCCCCGGUUCCGGUCCCUCAACGAGAUCCGCCGGUUCCUGGUGGCCCUCCGCGCAAACAACGGGAACGCGACCCUGGCCCGCAAGCCCGAGCAGAUGCGCAGGGCCCGGGAGCUGCUGGAGCAAACGGCACUCGCCGACGCGAAUGCAAAUGCAAAUGCGAAUACAAAUGCAAAUCCGAAUGCGAAUGUGAAUGCGAAUGCCAAUCAUCUCAACUCCAACCCCAGCACCGGGUGCGGAACGAACGCAACGCCCAAGGAAAACAUUCACCAAAACUCGUUCGGAAGGGCCCGCCGGUUGCCCUCGCGGUUCUUGCAUCUCCAGGCCUCGCUGGUGCUGGCCGCAGCGAAGGACAAGGAGAAAGUGGGCGAACCAGCGGCAACGACAACGGCAACCACCGCCACAACCACUGCCGGUGGAGGAGCAGCAUUAGCAACAACUCUGGCCCCCACAACGGCUAAGGCGGUCCCGCGUAGCAUUAGCGUUACACCCCCUAAAGACGAUUGCCACUUCGAUUCCGGUGGCAGAUUGAGCGACUACAUAGUUGUUCUGUAACGGAACGAUGCAGCACGCAAAGCAUCGGUGUAUGCGGAUCCUGUGUGUUUGGUGAUCCGUUGGUAUCCUUCUGUAAGGGAUGUCUAUUGCAGUACUGCCGCGCUAUCGUGCGAGAUGAAUUGCUUUGGGGAAUUUGGUUCGGGUCGUCUCUUUGCUCUGCUACCAGAGGUGUAACAAUAUGUUAUAUUCCUACGCACGGACCUGCCGUGCACGAUUCUGGCUUCGAAACGGUCAUCAUCAUGAAACAAACCGAUCGCCAACAACAGACAAAUGCCAAUCGAUACUACGCACACAGAGACUGUUGGCAGCAUUGUACAGAAAUGAACAACAAACGUUUCCAGACAUAGGCAGCGACAACCCGAGCCAGCGGUUGAAGAGGUGUGUUGAUUGAUCGAACAAUCGAUCGAUCCUGUGUGCCGCGAAAGAUUCUGAAAUGCACCAACUGAAAUAAGUAAACCACAGCAAUCAUC